AUGAAACGCGUAGAAACCAGAGUGCAACAAUUUCGCGGCUCAGAAUCAAUAUCGCUUACCCGACCAUGGAAUACCACAAGAAACCAUGCCUUCCGGCCUAUGCCAGGCCCACGCGCAUUGGAAACCGCCAGCACCCCAGCACAUGUCUCGGAAUACAUGGGAAAGAACGUGCGGGAACCAUCAGACAUUUAUCGCGCAUGGAAACCCAUUUCAGCGAACGAAAUCGCUACUACUACUAAUAAUGAUACGACGAAAUUGGUGGAAGGUACAGCACAUCUAUCCGCCUAUGGAGGCAAGCACGAGGAGGAGUCGCCGAUAAACCUGCGGAGACUUUCAUAA
Messenger RNA from Aspergillus tanneri, 339 nucleotides. RefSeq lists its product as uncharacterized. Lineage: Eukaryota; Fungi; Ascomycota; Eurotiomycetes; Eurotiales; Aspergillaceae. The record is from RefSeq and is a predicted model, not a curated record. The transcript has a single exon. Bases 1 to 339 code for a protein of 112 amino acids.